Molecule: messenger RNA, 4839 nt
Organism: Lasiodiplodia theobromae
Lineage: Eukaryota; Fungi; Ascomycota; Dothideomycetes; Botryosphaeriales; Botryosphaeriaceae
Product: Kinesin family protein
Exons: 2
Coding region: 1-4839 (1612 amino acids)
Biological process (GO): microtubule-based movement; cytoskeleton-dependent intracellular transport
Cellular component (GO): kinesin complex; microtubule
Molecular function (GO): ATP hydrolysis activity; microtubule motor activity; ATP binding
Source: RefSeq, a predicted model, not a curated record
AUGGCGUCCGGCGGAGGGAACAUCAAGGUCGUUGUGCGAUGCAGGCCCUUCAACAGCAGAGAGAAGGACCGCAACGCACAAUGUAUCGUGCAGAUGUCUGGCAACCAGACCGUCCUGUCGCCCCCGAAGGGAAUGGACGCGAAAGCCAAGGGCAACAAGGCCGCCUCCGAGGGUCCCAAGAACUUCAGCUUCGACAAGAGUUACUGGUCCUUCGACAAGUCUGCUCCUAACUACGCUGGUCAGGACAAUCUGUUCGACGACCUCGGCCGCCCGCUGCUUGACAAUGCAUUCCAGGGAUUCAACAACUGUAUUUUCGCCUACGGUCAGACAGGUUCGGGAAAAUCGUACUCCAUGAUGGGCUAUGGCGAGGAAUAUGGUGUUAUCCCGCGCAUUUGCAAGGGCAUGUUCGAGCGUAUCGAGGAAAUGCAGAAGGACCCGUCGCUUAGCUGCACCGUCGAAGUCUCGUACCUGGAGAUCUACAACGAGCGCGUUCGCGACCUGCUGAACCCGGCCAAUAAGGGCAACCUGAAGGUCCGCGAGCAUCCGUCUACCGGUCCCUAUGUCGAAGAUCUGGCCAAGCUUGUCGUUCGCUCCUUUGUGGAAAUCGAGAACUUGAUGGACGAGGGUAACAAGGCCAGAACUGUUGCCGCUACCAACAUGAACGAGACCUCUUCUCGAUCGCACGCCGUCUUUACCUUGACUCUGACCCAGAAGCGCCAUGACAAUGAGACAAACAUGGAUACGGAAAAGGUGGCGAAGAUCAGUCUGGUCGAUUUGGCUGGUUCGGAACGUGCUACGUCUACGGGAGCAACAGGCGCGCGUCUGAAGGAAGGUGCUGAGAUUAACAGAUCUCUGUCGACCCUGGGACGUGUCAUUGCGGCUUUGGCAGACUUAUCGUCCGGAAAAGCCAAGAAGAAGGCUGCUUCAAUGGUUCCUUAUCGAGACUCGGUUCUCACUUGGCUUUUGAAAGACUCACUUGGUGGAAACAGUAUGACGGCCAUGAUUGCUGCAAUUUCCCCAGCAGAUAUCAACUUCGACGAAACUCUAUCGACCCUACGAUACGCCGACUCCGCCAAGCGCAUCAAGAACCACGCCGUUGUCAACGAGGAUCCGAAUGCCCGUAUGAUCCGCGAACUCAAAGAGGAAUUGGCCCAACUCCGCUCAAAGCUUGGCGGUGGAGGAGGUGGAGGAGGCGGUGGCGGAGCAGGCGUACCCCCGGAGGAGCAGUAUGCACCGGACACUCCGCUGGAGAAACAAAUCGUUUCCAUCACCUCUUCGGACGGAUCUGUCAAGAAGGUUUCGAAGGCCGAGAUUGCCGAACAGCUCAGUCAAUCUGAAAAACUGUUCAAGGACCUCAAUCAAACAUGGGAAGAAAAGAUGCUGAAGACAGAGGAGAUCCACAAAGAGCGAGAGGCUAAGCUCGAAGAACUGGGUAUUAGCAUCGAAAAGGGCUUCGUUGGUCUCCACACCCCUAAGAAGAUGCCCCAUCUGGUCAACUUGAGCGAUGACCCACUGCUGGCCGAGUGCCUGGUCUACAAUUUGAAACCUGGUACAACCUUGGUUGGCAACGUCGACACCCAGAACGGCGCUGAAGUCCGCCUUAACGGAACGAAAAUCCUCCCUGAGCACUGUACGUUUGAGAACGUGGAUAACGUGGUAACGGUGGUUCCCAAGCCCAACGCAGGAGUUAUGGUCAACGGCUUGCGCAUUGAAGAGCCGAAGCGACUCCGCAGCGGUUACCGUAUUAUCCUAGGUGAUUUCCACAUAUUCCGCUUCAACCAUCCUGAGGAAGCCCGCGCCGAGAGAGAAGUGCAAGGCAGUCUUCUCCGUCACUCGAUGACAGCAAGCCAAGUUCCUUCACCAGCUGGAACAUCUUCGCGGCCAGCUCACUCCCGAACCUGGAGUACUACCAGCCAGGGUCAGUCCGAAGAUCCAAGCCCACGAGGCGGCUCGCCGGUUCCCUAUAAGAGCAGUCGGGAUACCGAUUGGUCUUUCGCCCGGCGUGAAGCAGUGACAGCCAUCCUUGGACCUGACCAGAAGAUUUCCAACUUGACCGAUGACGAGCUGGAUGUCCUGUUCGAUGAUCUCCAACGCGUGCGCGCGGUGAGAAAAGCGAAGCCAGAGAGCAAGUUCUUCGAGAGAGAGGAAGAUGCAGAGUCCGACGGGUCGUUUCCGAUCAGGGAAAAGUACGCUUCAACUAGCACGGUGGAUAACUUCUCCUUAGAUACUGCAUUGACAAUUCCUGGGACCCCGCAGUUUGGAGAGGAGGACGAACGGCUCAGGGCUGCUCGUGAAGAUAUGCAGAACCAGCUCGACAAGCGUAAAGGCGAGUACGAGGACCAGCUCAAGGACGCCGAAGGGUCCUCUCUCGAGAUUGAAGACAUCCGUGUUCAGAAGGUCAAAAUGGAAGAACGGCUCCGCGCAGUCAAGGAGGAAAUGCAGCAAGAACUUCAACGACAAAAGGAAAGUUUUGAAAGGCAGCUGCAGGAGUACUCCUCUACACCGACGUCAGAAGGGAAGAGUGCAUUCAUCUUCCUCUCAAAGGAGGAGGCUGAGCGAGCCAAGAACGUGUUCGCGCACUGGAGACAGCGCAGAUACGUGGCCAUGGCGGAAACGCUACUUCAGAACGCUGCACUGCUGAAGGAAGCCCAGGUCAUGAGCCAACAAAUGGACAAGCAUGUCGUGUUCCAGUUCUGUGUUGUCGACGUGGGCCACACGUUUGCGUCUUCCUACGACCUAGUGCUUAAUGGCGUUCCCGGCGAGGAUGACGAAGACCUUGAGGCAACCCCCAAGCCAUGCAUUGGUAUCAGGGUUGUUGACUUCAAAGACCACGUCAUCCACCUUUGGUCCUUGCAGAAGCUCCGAAGGCGCGUCAGGGCAAUGCGCCAGAUGCACCAAUACCUGAACAAGCCGGAAUACAUGCAACACUUCCGCCUCGAAAACCCCUUUACCGAGCCGUGUUCACCGGAAUACUCUCGAAUUGGAGAUGCAGACGUGCCUCUGGCUGCGGUCUUCGAAUCCCGCGUCCAGGACUUUUCGAUCGACGUUACAUCGACCUAUACGGAGGGCGUGGUCGGCAUAUUGCGGCUCUCUCUGGAGCCUUCUUUCGCUGAAGCUUCGUCAUCAACUCUGAAGUUUAACGUCGUCAUGCACCGAAUGAUUGGCUUCCCUGAGCGCGAAGGAACCGACGUCCAUGCCCAACUGUUUUUCCCCGGCAUUUCCGACGAAGGAGGCGCCACCACUACUCAGAUGAUCAAGGGCUUCAACGAAGGGCCAAUCAAGUUUGAAAGCGUGCACAGCAUGGGUUUGCCGCUCAACAGCCCGCGCACGGCGUCUCUUCGAAUUUCUAUUUUCGCCAAGGUCACUGUGACACAUUUAGACAAGCUCCUGAGCUGGGAUGAUAUGCGUGACUCAGCACCAAGACCGAAGGUAAAACGUAUGAACUCGCGGCUGCCAGAGUCCGAGUUCUAUGCUGAAGAGCGUCAUGACAUCUUCGCGAGAGUGCAAAUCCAGGAAAUGGCGGAGGACGGCAAUUACAAACCUGUCGACGUUAUCCAGACUGGUACUCUCGACCAAGGUGCUUUUCAACUGCACCAGGGUAUUCAGCGCCGGUUCGUUGUUGAUCUGACCCACAGCUCUGGGCAAAUGCUCCAGUGGCAAGACAUUUCGUCGAUCCGUGUGGGCCAUGUCAAAUUGCUCGAUGCAAGUGGCCGCACCGCUGGAACGGAUUCCCCACAGCCUCAGGUACCGAUGAAACUCCUAGCCCGACCAACCGUCAAGGACAAUGCCGAUGGUACAAGCAACGUGACUUUCAUUGCCCUUUGGGAUUCCAGCAUGCACGGAUCUCUUAUGCUUGACCGCACCACCGCCGAUCGCUACAGAGUCCAAGUGUCUCUCAUCUGGGAUGUCGCGUGUGCCAAGUUGGCGAAGCCAAUGACCUUCUCCUUGGACGUUUCCGUGCAAAUUCGCUCUCGUGCCUACAUUCGCCCCACGUCAAUGUUCAGCAACAUGUUUCGCGGCCAACGCAUCAUACACUCGACCACGGGCAUGUUCUCUGUCGCCAUCAGACCGGUCUCUGCAAAGAGAGCUGUGGACCUGUGGAGGAUGAGCACUCAGCACGAUUACGUCAAGGGCGAGGAACUGCUCACAGGCUGGACCCCGCGCGGCGUCUCCCUCGUCAAAGACUUCCUUGCUACGCGGAAGCGACGCAGAAGAGUUGCGGAGAUUGAGACAGCCCGGAGCAUUCUCAGCCAAAGGGCGCUCACCGCUAACAGUGAUGCUUACCUUGAUAAUGAUGGCGAGCUCAGCGACCGGCAGAGAGAACUUCUGAACAAGGUUCUUGCGCUUUGGCAGACAAAGAAGGACAUUGGGGAGCUCAUUCUCACGAAGGAAAACCUCGAGCCGCCGGAGCGCGGUGCAGCUUUUGCGACGCCGCCUAAUGGCGAGACGAAGCCGACACUGGUCUCAGAAGUGCGCUAUGUGGCGAAGAACCCAACAAUGCUAAAGAGUGGCUAUCUCAUGACGCCCGAUGAUACCAACACGCGGUGGGUGCGGCGGUUCGUGGAAUUGCGGCGGCCAUAUCUGCACAUCUUCACGGUGCCUGAGGGCGACGAACUGAAUGCCAUCAACCUGUCCAACUCGCGCAUAGAUCACCAACCGCCGGUGGCUGGGUUGUUGCAGCGGCAUAACAUGAACGUCUUCGCCGUCUUCGCGCCGCAGAACACCUUCCUCUUCGCAGCCAAGAGUGAACGCGAAAAGAUCGAAUGGAUACUCAAAAUCGAUCAGAGCUACUUCAGCAGCGGAAGCGGCACGCCGGCGGAGGACGACGACAGCGCUUGA